GUUGCUUUCUUGCACUCCGGAUCACGAAGCUGCAAGAGAGUGUUUGUGGCUUAUACACGCACAAAGCAAAGAGGAAGCAGAGCUCUGCACAUCACAGACUCGGAGAGGUGAAGCACGGCAGCUACAAAGGACCAUGGCAUUUGCAGGGAUGCUGAGCGACGAGGACAUCAGGGCUGCGGUCCAGGCUUGUCAAGCUCCAGGCACAUUCAACUUCAAGUCCUUCUUUGCACAAGUGGGCCUGACCGGCUCGUCUGAGGCGGAUAGUAAUAAAGUGUUUAGAAUCCUGGACCAAGACAGGAGCGGAUACAUUGAGGAGGAGGAGCUCAAACUGUUCCUUCAGAACUUCUCUCCGGGGGCCAGGGAGCUGACUGUGGCCGAGACCAAGGCUCUGAUGGCUGCAGGUGAUAAGGACGGAGAUGGCAAGAUCGGGAUGGACGAGUUCCACGACAUCCUGAAGUAAACAGAAUAAUCGUCUUUGACCACGGCUGUCCUUCCCUAUUUUAAGAUAACAGGGUUUCAUUUCGAAGUCCUGAUUUUCCAGAUUGUUUGAUGCAAAGACCAGAAACCUCGGAUCUUCUCUACCUGCCUGCUGCUCUCCCCGUUGAUGUGAUACAAUAAAGACGUGUGACGGUUAAAGCUGGAUAUUAUAGUUUUGCGUGUGUUUUAAUCAAUCAGGUUCCUGGAAUGGGUUAAUAAAUGUAUUUAAGAUGUGA
Messenger RNA from Sebastes umbrosus (honeycomb rockfish), 713 nucleotides. It is a transcript of the gene pvalb5, whose product is annotated as parvalbumin 5. The record is from RefSeq and is a predicted model, not a curated record. Gene Ontology annotation, molecular function: calcium ion binding. The coding region runs from base 134 to 460 and encodes 108 amino acids. The transcript has 5 exons. Lineage: Eukaryota; Metazoa; Chordata; Actinopteri; Perciformes; Sebastidae. Gene Ontology annotation, cellular component: cytoplasm; nucleus.